AUGACUCACCUGCCGCAGUCAGAGAGUCCCCCAAAUGUUGAGGAUCUAGCCAAAGAAGUUCAGAUGCUGCGGGAAGAAAGCAAACGUUGCCAUCGUGAGUUAGAUCGAUGGAAAUCCAAUUGCCGAAAGUAUAAGGCCAGUUAUCUUAUUGUUGCCGAUCACAACCGAGUCUUGGUACGGGAGAAUUCCACCCAGAAAUGGGAAGUGGCUUAUCUGCAGCAGCGGCUACAGCGGCAACAGGAACGCUACGACGAACUGGAACGUAACUAUGAUAUUCUGCAAGAUAAUUACAAAACCCUUUCAGGAUUAUUCAACAGAUUACCACCUCCGGACAAACGUCUCGAGGAGAAAUACGAGAUGUUACGAGAAGACUACGAGAAAAUAAGUAAUGACAGAAUUAACCUGAUGGACAAGGUUAGUCAGCUCACCGAGCAACUCGCCUGCUACCUGUCCGAGACGGUUGGUGGGGACGUCAUCGGCGGCGUCGGAGGCGGAGGCGGAGGAGGAGGAGGUGGUGGCAGCGGCGGCGGCGGUGGCGGGGGUGGCGGGGGUGUCGGCAACGAGCCGACGGAUGGCGUGAUAUGGGCAGACAACCAUCACCAUCACCACCAACAGCAACAGCAACACCAUCACCACUUGCACCACCACAACCAAACACACCAACAGCAACAACAGCAGCAAUCACCACAGCAACCACAGCAGCAGCAGCAACAGCAGCAGCAGCAGCAACAACAACAACAGCAACAGCAACCACAGCAGCAGCUGCAACAGCAGCAGCAACAUCAACUCCACCCACCCCCCCACCACCACCACCGGCAACACCACCACCACCACCACCCCCGCGACUUGAACGACGGGUUAACGGAUGACAAAACUCCGCCCUCGUCGACGGGUCACUCCAAAGAACGAUAUGGCCCAGGUCAGAAAAAGAAUAAGCCGCAACCCUACGCCAUACGGGAGCUCGGACACUUCGCCCGGCUUCCACCCGGAAGCGACGGAGAUGAUGAGGAUAGCUAUUCUAACUUUCCCUGCUCCGAUGUGACGGCGGACGGGGACUCUAGAACAGAAAUAUUUCGGGCGGCCCCGAGUAACAAGGCGACUUUGACGGGCGGCUCCAAAUCGACAAAGCCCUUCGUUCGCCACCGAAAGACGAAGCACAAACUUCCUUCGGUGCCGGCCUGGCUCUUCCAACUGAAAAACAACAAAGUACACCCAGGCGAGGAGGACGAUUGA
This is a messenger RNA of Acanthosepion pharaonis, 1233 nucleotides long. The record is from the annotation of a GenBank genome assembly. NCBI's taxonomy places the organism in Eukaryota, Metazoa, Mollusca, Cephalopoda, Sepiida, Sepiidae.